AGCUUCAUUAUAUUUGAGUAUUCACAAUGUUUGAUUCUUGGAUUCUCUACCACUAUCCUCAUCUUCCGAUAAAUAAAGAGGAAAAAAUGCUUUGCAUUUCAUGUUGGGCUAACAUACACUCUUGUACAAGCCAAGAGACUUAGAGAGAAAAUGGCGAGCAAGAGAGUAAGCUGCAGGUGGUGCCGGAUGGUCUGUGUGGUGCCACUCGAGGCGCAGAGCCUCUACUGCCCUAGCUGCCGCGGCUCCACAGUGCUGGAACGAACCUACAACUUUCCAUACUCUACUAACCAAGGCUAUGCAGCAAAUGGUAUGUAUCAAAGCAAUGCACCACCACAGCAGCUGAAUCCUCCCUCUAAUGCCUAUGGACGUAAACGAGCUGUGCUGUGCGGUAUCACCUACAAGGGGCAUAGACAGAGCCUUCAAGGCAGUGUCAACGACGUCAUGUCCAUGAAGAAGCUUCUUCUCCAGAGGUUCCGCUUUUCCCCUUCCAGUAUCCUCGUCCUAACAGAGGAGGAAGCGGACUACAGGCGUGCUCCGACGAAGACAAACAUCCGUAACGCUCUGAGGUGGCUGGUUGAAGGCACCCGAGCAGGGGACUCGCUGGUGUUCCACUACUCGGGGCACGGGUCACAGGUGAGGGACCGCGAUGGGGACGAGGUGGAUGGGUAUGAUGAGGCCUUACUACCCGUUGACUACGAGACAGAGGGAAGGAUACUGGAUGAUGAACUGAACGCGACCAUUGUUAGGCCGUUGCCAAGAGGGGCUACCCUUCAUGCCAUCAUUGACACUUGCUUCAGUGGCACCUUUUUAGAUCUCCCAAAUGUUUGCAGAAUCAAUAGGCAAGCGUACUACAGGUGGGAGGAUCAUCGUCUCCCGAAUGCUACCUACAAAGGCACUAGUGGGGGCUUUGCCAUCUCUAUCAGCGCCUGUGAUGAUCAUCAGAGCUCAGGAGAUACCACUGCUUUCACGGGCACUGCAACGGGGGCGCUUACUUACAGCUUUGUCCAGACAUUGGAGCAAGAGAAGAAGCUAAGUUAUGGGAAUCUGCUGCUUGCCCUGCACAACAGAAUCGGGGCAGCACAACAGGCUCUUGGUCUCAACACAUAUGACUCCAAAUCAACGCAGGAACCUCAACUCUCUUCUUCUCACAAGUUUGACAUUCAGUCAAAGACUUUCACUUUAUAGAGAUGGAUGGCCUGCAUAUAAAGAACUAAAUAAGUAAUGAAUUUACUGCUUUUUGACAAGCUGAAAUAAAAGUAUGUCCUCUAUGUUUUUAGCACAGGUUUAUCAGUGUAAUCAACUUAAUUAAAUGGA
This is a messenger RNA of Salvia hispanica, 1314 nucleotides long. RefSeq names its product metacaspase-1-like. Gene Ontology annotation, biological process: proteolysis. NCBI's taxonomy places the organism in Eukaryota, Viridiplantae, Streptophyta, Magnoliopsida, Lamiales, Lamiaceae. Gene Ontology annotation, cellular component: cytoplasm. The record is from RefSeq and is a predicted model, not a curated record. Gene Ontology annotation, molecular function: cysteine-type endopeptidase activity.